Bufo gargarizans (Asiatic toad) is the source of this 933-nucleotide messenger RNA. Its product is annotated as steroidogenic acute regulatory protein, mitochondrial-like. Gene Ontology annotation, cellular component: mitochondrion; mitochondrial intermembrane space. The transcript is spliced from 8 exons. Bases 1 to 933 code for a protein of 310 amino acids. Lineage: Eukaryota; Metazoa; Chordata; Amphibia; Anura; Bufonidae. Gene Ontology annotation, biological process: intracellular cholesterol transport; regulation of steroid biosynthetic process; steroid biosynthetic process. Gene Ontology annotation, molecular function: cholesterol binding; cholesterol transfer activity. The record is from RefSeq and is a predicted model, not a curated record.
AUGGUAUGGUAUGGCAGAUACAUCGAUGAUAUGCUCCUUAUUUGGAGCGGCGAUGUGUCUGCCAUACCGGACUUUGUCGAGUAUUUACAGUUGCAAGAAAAAGUUGCACGCCUUCAACGACCAGCUGUUGAUGCUUUUGGAAAAGAAAUAUCAAAAUUAAUUUUGAAGACACCAAGCAGCUUCCCAAAUAUACCAGUGUCUCUGAAGAAAAUGUUAUGCACAAAAUUAGGAAUGAACACAGCUCAUGAUGUCAGAGAUACUGAAAUGCUUACCAGCCAAGAGUUAUUUUACUUUUCUCAAGUUGAGGACAAACUUCAAAAAGCAAUGUGUAUGCUCCAACAAGAUGACUGGCAGACUGAAACACGCCAGGGUAAUGAUGACUGGAUUGUCAGCAAAACAUUCCCUAGAAUGGGAAAGGUAUUUCGAGCGGAAGCAGUUAUAGACUCAUCACCAGAACAUAUUUAUACUCAACUUUUUGAGAAACUUGACCAGAUGGAUCAGUGGAACCCAAACAUCAGUAAAGUGCAGAUUCUUCAACAAAUUGGAAAAAAUACUCUAUUGACAAGAGAAAUCACAGCACAGAUUCCUGCAAAUAUGGUCAGCCAGAGAGACUUUGUCAGUGUACGACACUGCUACCGAAAAGGAUCAUCACUGUAUAUUAUUGGAACUGCCAUUGAUUCUCAAUUAAUGCCUCCUCAGAAGGGAAUAAUACGGGCAGAAGCUGGUCUCACCUGUAUUGUUCUCCGGCCCAUUGAUGGUGACAGUGGAAAAACUCAUUUCACAUGGCUUCUGAGCUUAGAUCUUAAGGGCUGGAUACCACAGUCUGUGACUGACCAAGCCUUGUCACGGUCACAAGCGGAUUUUAUUAAGCAUCUGAGGAGACAUCUGUCAUCAAAAGAAAACAUAUUUCAGCAUGUUAAAGCAACUCCAUGA